Didymodactylos carnosus is the source of this 578-nucleotide messenger RNA. The record is from the annotation of a GenBank genome assembly. NCBI's taxonomy places the organism in Eukaryota, Metazoa, Rotifera, Eurotatoria, Philodinida, Philodinidae.
UACCCAUAAUAGACGAAGUUUCAUUUGAUGAUUAUGAUAUUUGUGUGGCUGGAGUAAAUGGUUUGAUGAACUGCGGUUACAUCGAUUUUCCUCUUGUGUACAUUGACACGGUUGGUCACAAGGGUGAGACUUUUACUGGCAGUAGGAAGUGUGAAAUUAAGGACAUUGAAAUUUACAGUUUACAGUAAACUAUAAUCACAUAUAUCAUAAAAAUAUACUAUGUCAAUAUAAAUAUUAUUCAUUGUUAUUUAUUCAGGAACAAAGGAAAUUUAGAAACUAAUUUACAGCAUCACAUACUCCAACUGGAAUAUUUUCAUUAUUUCAUCUUGUUUGCUCAAGGUAAACCUCAAUUAUCAUAUAUCCUUCAGUACAGAAUUUUACGAGCUAUAAUAUGGUGUAGACGAAAAGUUUUAGAAUUAAAAGAUAAUUUGACAACAUUGUUUCAAUUACAAGAGCGAAAUAUUAUGCUACUGAAUUCGUUGAUUAUUGCUGUCGCUAUCUUGUGUGAACCAUUCGUGACAAAAACAAAAAAGUUAGAUGAUUUUGUUGAGCGUGUAGCAAAAUUAACAAAUUUUUAA